Molecule: messenger RNA, 1747 nt
Organism: Kogia breviceps (pygmy sperm whale)
Lineage: Eukaryota; Metazoa; Chordata; Mammalia; Artiodactyla; Physeteridae
Gene: ALDH7A1
Product: aldehyde dehydrogenase 7 family member A1
Molecular function (GO): aldehyde dehydrogenase (NAD+) activity
Source: RefSeq, a predicted model, not a curated record
GCACCUCCCUGGUUCAUUAUGUGGCGAGUUCCUGGUCUUCUCUGCGUGAACGUUGCGAGGAAGAGCAAACUCACGGGACCUUUGAACAGGCCUGCCGCCUUCAUGUCCACUCUGCUCAUCAAUCAGCCCCAGUAUGCUUGGCUGAAGGAGCUGGGGCUCCGCGAGGAAAACGAGGGCGUGUAUAAUGGAAGCUGGGGAGGCCGGGGAGAGGUUAUCACCAGCUAUUGUCCUGCUAACAAUGAGCCGAUAGCGAGAGUCCGACAGGCCAGCAUGGCUGACUAUGAAGAAACUGUAAAGGAAGCAAGAGAAGCAUGGAGAAUCUGGGCAGAUAUACCUGCUCCAAAGCGAGGAGAAGUAGUGAGACAGAUUGGUGAUGCCUUGCGGGAGAAGAUCCAAGUACUAGGAAGCUUGGUGUCUUUGGAGAUGGGGAAGAUCUUAGUGGAAGGUGUGGGAGAAGUUCAAGAGUACGUGGAUAUUUGUGAUUAUGCUGUUGGCUUAUCUCGGAUGAUUGGGGGACCCAUCCUGCCUUCUGAAAGACCUGGACAUGCGCUCAUUGAACAGUGGAAUCCUUUAGGCCUGGUUGGAAUCAUAACUGCAUUCAACUUCCCUGUGGCGGUGUAUGGCUGGAACAACGCCAUCGCCAUGAUCUGUGGGAAUGCCUGCCUUUGGAAAGGAGCUCCAACAACUUCCCUCAUUAGUGUAGCUGUCACAAAGAUAAUAGCCAAGGUUCUGGAGGAUAACAAGCUGCCUGGUGCGAUUUGUUCCUUGACAUGUGGUGGAGCAGAUGUUGGCACAGCUAUGGCCAAAGAUGAGCGAAUGAACCUGCUGUCCUUCACUGGGAGCACUCAGGUGGGAAAACAAGUGGCUCUUAUGGUGCAGGAGAGGUUUGGGAGAAGUUUAUUAGAACUUGGAGGAAACAAUGCAAUUAUAGCCUUUGAGGAUUCGGACCUCAGCUUAGUCGUUCCCUCAGCUCUCUUUGCAGCCGUGGGGACAGCCGGCCAGAGGUGUACCACUGCGAGGCGCCUGUUUUUACAUGAAAGCAUUCACGAUGAAGUUGUUAAUAGACUUAAAAAGGCCUAUGCACAGAUCCGUGUUGGGAACCCAUGGGACUCUAAUGUUCUCUAUGGGCCACUCCACACCAAACAGGCAGUGAGCAUGUUUCUUGGAGCAGUGGAGGAAGCAAAGAAAGAAGGUGGCACCGUGGUCUAUGGUGGCAAGGUUAUGGAUCGCCCUGGAAAUUAUGUAGAACCGACAAUUGUGACAGGCCUUGACCACAAUGUGUCUAUUGUACACACAGAAACUUUUGCCCCGAUUCUUUAUGUCUUUAAAUUCAAGAAUGAAGACGAGGUCUUUGCAUGGAAUAAUGAAGUAAAACAGGGACUUUCAAGUAGCAUCUUUACCAAGGAUUUGGGCAGAAUCUUUCGCUGGCUUGGCCCAAAAGGAUCAGACUGUGGCAUUGUAAAUGUCAACAUUCCAACAAGUGGGGCUGAGAUUGGAGGUGCAUUUGGAGGAGAGAAGCACACUGGCGGUGGCAGGGAGUCUGGGAGUGAUGCCUGGAAACAGUACAUGAGAAGAUCUACUUGUACCAUCAACUACAGUAAGGACCUGCCUCUGGCCCAAGGAAUCAAGUUUCAGUAAAGUUGCUUUCAAUUGACAUUUCAAGUGUUUCAGGCAUUGUUGCAUCUCUUUUUUCUGAAGAAGAUGAAGAAAAUUACUAUUUGCCUUGAAUAAAUGGAUCAUUUUGAAU